This is a messenger RNA of Fusarium sp. VM40, 2253 nucleotides long. Lineage: Eukaryota; Fungi; Ascomycota; Sordariomycetes; Hypocreales; Nectriaceae. The record is from the annotation of a GenBank genome assembly.
AUGAGCAACUACCAAUGCUACUGUGCUAUUUGCAGCUGUCCGCUUGCAUCCAGCAGCGUCUAUACCGGCCAGUCUUCUCUGUCUUCCUCUGGCUCUCAAACAGAUAGCACGUCCGAUAACAACACAGAUUCGGAUGUCGAUGAAGCCGACAAUUAUGACCAUUCUGUCCUCAGCAAGAUCGAACCGAACUGGUUGAAUGAAUUUCGCUGCCUCGGAUUUAACGAAGAUGCAGCAGAUGUUGGCGCGGCUUUCAUAUCCGGUCCUUCCAAAUAUUUGGAUGAUGAAAUAGCCUUGGCUACUCGAGGUGUCGAUCCAAUUGCACCCGAGGAUACCGAAUUUAGCUGCUAUCGCGACGAUUCGUUUCAUGGCCUGGCCAGAGUUUUUCCGAUUCACGAUGCCUGCUUCAGUAUACUAAACAGAGUUCUGACUGGCUCAACCGACAGUGCUUUGCUCAACAAGGAUAUCUUAUACGAAGUAAUGGAAUGCUUAGUUUCUUCCAACUCUGCUCUCGAUAUCGAUUAUGGCGGCAUUGUUGGGCCUGACCAAUUCUGGGUCUCAUCAAGAGGCGAGGAGUAUGUUCUCGCGAACCCAAUGGACAGAGUUACGAUGCUUGAGGAAGCUAUUCAAGGCCAAGUUACGCGGACCGGAGCCCUGGACCCCCACAACCAUAGUACAUCUGGCCAAAGGCCAGCUGUAACCACAAAGAGUCUGUUCCUACAGCUACCUCCUGAACUACUUAUACGCAUUGGAUUAUAUCUACCAACUCACUCUAUCGCUUCAUUCGCAUUACUCUCUCGAUCUUGUGCUGAGAUUGUCAGAACGAAUUCAUUCUGGAAGAAACAUGUUUUGUGGCAAAUGAAUUGGGCUUGGGAAGCUGACAAUGCCGUCAAAACGGCACUUGGAGAUCUCACAUCCUUACGAGCGGCAUGCCUCUGGCUGCACCACAUUUCUUCACCUCGGAACAAUGCAUCGGAGUUCUUAGGAGUUAUUAAUCGACGCAGGAUCUGGAAUACUUGUGAACAGAUCGCGGGGCGUUACUUCACUUUACUCAAUCAGACACAAAUUCCGUCCCAGAGCCAAAUUCGUCUGGACGAUCUUGAUGCCAAGGGAAUAGCAAUCGCGUACGCCCAUCCUGAGCACAAGGUUAAAAAGUUAAUCUGGGUUCAAUGUUGGGAUGAGCUAAGCGGCGGUCCAACAACAGCCGAGGCUGUAUGGGAUAGUGACGGAAUUCUUGUCGGCCUUGGGAUGAUUCUUCAGCGUAGACGAAUCUUUGCUGGCAAAACGGACGACAAGGUGAUGGGUUCUGAGCGUGAAAGAUGCCGCAUUUCCGCUCGACCAUGCAUCGAGGGUCUGAUCGCCCAUAUGGAUCGGGCAGGAGCCGGUAUCCGUGGGCUUACGUUCAUGUCUCGCGGUUACUACUCUCACACUGAAUUAGGGAAUACCGAUCCAUCUUUACACCGUUUUGCACUCUUGCCCGAAAACGGGUGCGGCAUAAUUGGGCUUGCGCUUCUAAUUGAUGCAGGUGGUAAAAUCACGGGUCUCCGAUUGAUUGAGAGCCCAAAGUUUAAGGAUGAUGAAAUCAUGGGUCGAGAGAGUGACGAGCCGUCAUCACAUCGUCCACGUUUCUGGUCUUGUAGGGCUGGCAGACUAGAGAUUUCGGACUCUGAGGUGGCUCCUAGACGCGCAGUCCCCAAAGACAUUCAGUCCAUGAGAUUGAUUCCUCUUACUGAUAACUCGAAUAGCGAUGAAAAGCAGCUCGUAACAGAUCUCCUACCCCAUGAGAUUCUGCUGUGGAAUCAGGACCAAGCAGAGGGUGCAGCCCUACGCGGUGUUUCCAUCUACGCCCCAAAGGCGGAGAGCAACGAACGCAUUAUUCGAGGGCUGCGGGCUAAUUUUGCUCGAGGUCACUCCACCCGCAAAAGACUAGUUGGGGACUUUGAAUUUGGACGAUGGGGUGCUCCUUUGGACCUGUGGCCUCAAGGGGAUCUGGUCACUUUGAAAAUUAACGGUUCCGAAGGAGAGAGUGUCUCAGAGAUCGCCAUUUUUCCAGCCACAAAUCCCAUGGCACUCAAGAUCACUACAAACUUGGGAAAGACAGUGACCGCUGGUAACUACCUUGGAGGUGAUUGGAAAGUCUUCAAUGUCACGACUGGCCAGGUACUUGCUGGUUUGUGCCUGGCUUUUGAGCCUGUGAGCCACCCGGUACGACAGGGUGCAAUUUCCUCCUUGCUGGCUAUCGUGAGGAGUGCAUAG